Molecule: messenger RNA, 1623 nt
Organism: Rhodamnia argentea
Lineage: Eukaryota; Viridiplantae; Streptophyta; Magnoliopsida; Myrtales; Myrtaceae
Product: putative aminoacrylate hydrolase RutD
Exons: 10
Coding region: 83-1255 (390 amino acids)
Molecular function (GO): catalytic activity
Source: RefSeq, a predicted model, not a curated record
GAACAAGAAGAAGGGAAGAGACAAAGGAACAAACGAAAAUUCCGAUCCUUCCAUCGCCCGCCAGGGAAAGAAGAGACGCACGAUGCCGUUUUGCGAGGUGCGCAACAAUGGCAUUAAGCUCUUCUACCGGACCUACGGUCGCGGACCCGUCAAAGUCCUCCUCAUCAUCGGAUUGGCUGGGACCCACGAGUCUUGGGGUCCCCAGAUUAGGGGAUUGACGGGCACGGACGCGCCCAACGACGGCGAUUCGGCGGCCGUCGAAGGCGGAGCCGACAAUGAGAGCGGCGGAGACAGCAGCGGGAUCGAGGUCUGCGCAUUCGACAAUCGCGGCAUGGGUCGGAGCUCCGUACCCACCAAGAAGUCCUCGUACACAACGAAGAUAAUGGCAAAGGAUGCAAUCGCAAUAAUGGAUCAUUUGGGCUGGAAAGAAGCCCAUGUUUUCGGCCAUUCAAUGGGGGCGAUGAUCGCUUGCAAACUGGCUGCUAUCGUGCCCAACAGAAUUCUUUCACUAGCUGUACUUAAUGUAACUGGUGGAGGUUACGAAUGUUUUCCCAAGCUUGACCGGAAAACGGUAUCCAUUGCAUUUCGUUUCUUGAGGGCAAAAACUCCUGAACAGAGGGCAGCCGUGGACUUGGACACUCACUACUCAACGGAGUAUCUGGAUGAGUAUGUAGGGUCUAACACCAGGAGGGCAAUUCUAUACCAAGAAUAUGUCAAAGCUAUAUCAGCAAGUGGGAUGCAAUCCCCUUGUGGCUUUGAGGGUCAAGUCAAUGCAUGCUGGAGACAUAAAAUGACCCCGAGAGAGAUUGAAAUGAUCCGUUCCACUGGAUUCCUUGUGUCCGUCAUCCAUGGAAGGCACGAUGUCAUAGCACAGAUAUAUUAUGCAAGGAGACUUGCGGAGAAGCUCCACCCAUUCGCUAGAAUGGUAGACCUUCAUGGAGGGCAUCUAGUGAGUCAUGAGAGGACUGAAGAGGUCAAUCAAGCUCUUCUUGAGUUGAUCAAGGCAACUGAAAUGAAGGUCAGCCCAGAGGACUGGACAAACUUGCCCACGAAAAGACCCGGGUGGAUAAGGUCAAAAUUCACAUUAGUAAGUAACACCGGAGGAGUAAGCGAUGUCUCUAUCACAUACUGCAUGCUAGAGAGGCUACAUCUUGUCCUGCUAUACUUCUUCAGCAUGUUUGUGUUGGUAUUUGAAUAUGGAAGAAAAGCCAUACGAAGCCUCAAGCCCGUCAAAGUCGGAGCUUCCCUGACAUAGCAGCAUUCGGAGAAACCUCUUUUUAACCGGUGAUUGUCCAUUUCGCCAUUGAAUACGUUCAACAUGUAACUUAAUGUUUGUUCCCGUGGUUAUCCGAGAUCUCACGUGUUUAAUGACUUCAUGUUGCAGGUUUUUCUGAUUCUUUUACCUUAUCGGCAUCGCUCUUAUUUACCAGAGCAGGUGGCUCGGUUGAGCAAACUAGCAUUUUAUGCAACAACAAAUGGAAAUUCGGGAGUGAAGAAGAACAAGAGAGGCUAAUUCGUUGGGCAGACUUAUUCAAACGGGAGGAUAAGAAGGAACUCAAAGUUUCCGGGUUCCGUCUUCCGUGCGAGUCGAGAUGCGGAAAAAUAAUUUUUGCAUCUAAGAGA